ACGUGUGAUAGGUCAAAGCAGUGCUGAUCUGAAGCGGCAGUCGGUCCAUCCGCAUGCUAUACAAAUCGUACGUAAUUACGUCACUUGCGUGACGCGGCAUCAGCAGGGACUUUCAUAAUUACGUAAGCACUUCGGAGACAGCAUCUCUCCGUAAUAACAAGUCGUAUUGAGGUUAAUUUGUGCCUUUUUCAAAAACAUGGAUUCAACACCCACAAAAGAGACAGAGAAGAACUGCGUCCUAUGCUGCCAAGAAGUCGAUAUCUUCGCUUUAGGAAAAUGUGAUCACCCGGUUUGUUACCGCUGCUCUACCAAAAUGAGAGUGCUGUGCGAGCAGAAAUACUGCGCCGUUUGCCGGGAGGAGCUCGACAAGGUGUUAUUUGUGAAAAAAUUGGAGGCCUUCUCCUCUCUGCCCUACCGUCAGUUCCCCUGUGAGAAGAAACAUGACAUCUACUUUGGAGAUGAAAAGAUCUAUGCAAAGUUCAGGCAUCUGCUGUUGUCAGAGUGUGUCCGCUGUUCAGAGCCAAAGGUCUUCUCCAGGUUUGAGGAGCUGGAGCAGCACAUGAGGAAGCAGCAUGAGGUCUUCUGUUGCAAGCUUUGCACAAAACAUCUCAAGAUCUUCUCACAUGAGCGGAAGUGGUACAACCGUAAGGAACUGGCACGGCACAGAGCGCACGGAGACCCAGAUGACACCAGUCACAAGGGACACCCGCUCUGCAAAUUCUGCGAUGACCGUUACCUUGAUAAUGACGAGCUACUGAAACACUUGCGCAGGGACCACUACUUCUGCCACUUCUGUGAUGCAGAUGGCUCUCAGGAAUACUACAGUGAUUACCAGUACUUGAGCGAGCACUUCAGAGAGCGCCAUUACCUGUGUGAGGAAGGCCGCUGUUCGACAGAACAGUUCACCCAUGCAUUCCGUUCUGAGAUUGACUACAAGGCCCACAAGGCUGCAGCACACAGCAAGAGCCGGGCAGAGGCUCGGCAGAACCGCCACAUUGACCUGCAAUUUAACUAUGCCCUGAGACAACAGAGGAGAAAUGAAGGUUGGAGGCCACGAAAUGGUCUGGUAUCAGGUGAGGACUAUGAGGAGGCGCGUCAUAAUCGGGGAGGAAGAGGGAGGCCCCCGGGGGGACAGAAGAGCUGGAGGUACACCCGAGAGGAUGAGGACAGACAGAUGGAAGCUGCUAUCAGGGCAUCCAUGGCGAUGCGUAGACAAGAGGAGAGAGCAGCAGUACAGGAGAGGAGUGCUCCCAAACACUGCAGAGAGGAGAGGAUGGAGAGAACAGAAGCUGAAGAGCCCAGGCCCAUCAAACCAGCAAGCAAACCCCCAGUAAGAACAAUGAAGAGCGCUAAUCCAGGGGAAGAAGAUGACUUUCCACUUUUGGGAGCCACAGCUGCCACAUCUAUUGUAAAGUCAGCCCCUGUGGUAGUUGCAGCACCUCGUGCUGCUCUGAGGGAAGAUGACUUCCCUAGCCUCUCGAAUGUUGCUGCUGCAUCCCCCAUGACUCCAGCCUACUCCACCCAACCGAAGAAGACUUCAUCUUUCCUGGAGGAGGAUUUCCCUGCUCUCGUGUCCAAAAUCCGGCCCCUCAAACCUGCAGCAGGCACCAAUUCUGCUUGGGUCAACAGUACGCCUGUAGCUAAACCCAUUGCAAAUCCUCCUCCUUCCUCCUCCAGACCUCCCCCUCCACAUUCAUCUGCAUCCUGUGGCCCCCAACUCCUGUCCUCCUCAUCAUCAUCUUCAUCUUCACGGAGGAGGAAAAAAGUAGGAGAGAAUGGCAAAGCAGCUUUUACCCAUUCUCCUCCAUCUUCAGAUGAUGAGAGUGGAGGGAUGACGCAGCAGGAGUUCCGCUCAGUGCCCACCAUGCUGGAUAUCUCCUCUCUGCUCACUGUUAAAGGAGGCAACAGCAGAUCCUCUACUGUGACCUCCAGCUUUUCAAAACCCACCCCCAGCACUGAUCUUCUUACCUCCAAAGCCAGCAAGAAGAAGAAACAGCAGAAGAACAUGGCUGCUCCCUCUACGACUGCAUCUUUGAUGUCGGGGAUGACGAGUGUAAAUGCAGCCUCUGUGGAAACGACAGCACAAAAGGAGAAUGUGCCUGAGAAAACUCGGAACAAACCUGUUUCCAGUGCCGUGACACUGGCGAGUGGACUGACUAAUGGUCUCCCUGAGAAACCACUACCCUUUACCAAGGAAGUGGAUGCAGUAACCAGUCAUCCCAGCACAGACCCCCCUCUUGAGCAGGACGAUGAGUUUCCUGCUCUCAUGAUUAAGAAACCACCACCAGGCUUCAGGACCUCCUUCCCGAUGAAGGCCUCAGCUCCUGCUCCAUCCGCUGCAAUUCCCCCACCUCCACCCGGCCUGGGAAUCCUGGCCCCUAAGCCUCCCCCUGGCUUCACUGGCAUCCCACUCAACAGCAAUGUGUUGGAGCCUGCUCCUUCUGCACUCAAUCCCCCCCCCAAGGUGGUCAGCACUGGUUACCUGGUGCCAGAGGACUUCCAGCAGAGGAACCUGGAGCUGACCCAGUCCAUUAGAAAGUACCUCCACAACGACGAGUCAAAGUUCGAGCAGUUCAAAAACUACUCUGCACAGUUCAGACAGGGUGUGAUAUCAGCAGCCCAGUAUCACCACAGCUGUAAGGACCUGCUCGGAGAUGAUUUUAACCGCAUCUUCAACGAGCUGCUGGUGCUGUUGCCGGACACUGGCAAGCAGCAGGAGCUGCUGACUGCCCAUGGAGACUGUAAGGCUCUGGAGAAACAGACCGGGCCCGGAGGAGGAAAGAAGAACAAGAAGAAUGUCUGGCAGAUGCCCACCACAGCAGCUAAUGUAGCCGCUGAGCUGGACUGCCAGGUAUGCCCCACUUGCAGACAGGUACUGGCCCUCAAAGACUUCAACUCCCACAAGACCCUGCAUAUGAGGGAGAGUGAUGAGUUCCCUUCCUUGCAGUCAAUUAGCCGUAUCAUCAGCUAGUCCCUCAUUUUGCCUCUUCUCCUUUUGCAAUUGUGGGGCAAAUUCUCUGUGUCCACUGCUGCAGCAGCCAGUGUGGAGAAUAGUAGCCUGUUUCCUGUUUGAGCACGUCUCACAGGAGCCUGGGGCCCGUGUUUUACAAUGAAGGUGAAUUUAAGAUGGUUUAUGGUGUUUACUUCCUGAUGAAGGUUCUAUUGAUAGGCUUCUGUGAAUGGUUUUUACGGCUUAGACACACGGGGUUGCCCCAGCUCAAGUCUUCUUUUUGAAAUCGUGUCCUUUGAGGAUGUCUCCCACUGGUACUGGCAACCAGAACUGUCAUUUAUUUAAUGGAGGAGGUUCGAGACAAGCUAAGGCUAUACUUGAAGAACGCUCUGCUCCCUAACACAAAUUUAUACUUAUUUACAUUUCAUUUUGUACCUUGAUUUAUGCUUUCACUGUACAACAUAAUGUCUUUUGUCAACAUCGGAGUUGAUGAAGUAUGUAUGAUUUCCCCAGAGGGGCUGCUUGGGUAAGAAUCAAAAUAAACACAAAUACGUUCAGUUUAA
Molecule: messenger RNA, 3513 nt
Organism: Monopterus albus (swamp eel)
Lineage: Eukaryota; Metazoa; Chordata; Actinopteri; Synbranchiformes; Synbranchidae
Gene: znf598
Product: zinc finger protein 598
Exons: 12
Coding region: 197-2971 (924 amino acids)
Biological process (GO): rescue of stalled cytosolic ribosome; protein ubiquitination
Molecular function (GO): ribosome binding; ubiquitin protein ligase activity
Source: RefSeq, a predicted model, not a curated record